Molecule: messenger RNA, 2724 nt
Organism: Petromyzon marinus (sea lamprey)
Lineage: Eukaryota; Metazoa; Chordata; Hyperoartia; Petromyzontiformes; Petromyzontidae
Product: high affinity choline transporter 1-like
Biological process (GO): transmembrane transport; acetylcholine biosynthetic process; choline transport
Cellular component (GO): plasma membrane
Molecular function (GO): choline:sodium symporter activity
Source: RefSeq, a predicted model, not a curated record
GUCCAUGUUUCACCGCGGCGCGGACGCGUUUGCCCGUCACCCCGUCACCUCCCCUCCCCGUGUGCUGCGGCGUUUCCGAGCGAUUCACGACUAAUCGACGUCCUUCCAACAGGGCGGGGGACGUGGGGGGCCAGGCAAGAAGAAGAGUCAGCCAAGUGGGAAGCCGCAUGCCAGGGCGGACGGGCGGGCGGGCGUUCUGUUUGUGUGCGAGCGCUGCGCGUGUUGCCUUCGUCGUGGUCCGGGCAGGGUGGUGGAGUCGUGUCCCGGCCUGCGUGGUUCUCACUCAGUCGGCGGCGAUUGGUUCCAAGGCGUUAGGAACGAGCGAGGGGCGAGUUCCUAACGAACCCCACCCCCUCCCCUCCCACCCCCCACCUCCCCACCCACACCCCCCACCACCACCCCCCACGCUUCCGUUCAGAGCGGACCGACAAAAGCACCGCGCGGGUCAUUUUUACAUCCGCAGAAUUCUCGUCGCGUGUGGCACUGCGACAAGGCCGGGCGAAGUGUCGGACUAGAGGAGAGCUUCCGCAGCUCACAGCGGUCCUUGCGCCGAAACGAACUGACUGCACCUACCGCCGCCGGGCAGGAGACCCGUCGGGCAGGAGAUGGCGCUGAACGUGGCUGGCGUGGUGGCCGUCCUCGUCUUCUACAUCAUCAUCCUCGUCACGGGCGUCUGGGCCGCUCGCCGGUCCAGAGCCACCGAGAGGGGCUGCCAGGCCAGGCAGAGCGAGAUGGCCAUGGUGGGAGACCGCAAGAUGAGCGUCGUCGUCGGUGUCUUCACCGCCACCGCGACGUGGGUGGGAGGCUCGUACAUUAACGGCACGGCGGAGGUGGUGUACACGCCGGGACUUGGACUCGCCUGGAGCCAGUUCCCCCUGGGCUGCUCCCUCAGCCUCUUGUUCGGUGCCCUGUUCUUCGCCAAGCCCAUGCGCAUGGGCUGCUACGUCACGAUGCUCGAUCCCUUCCAGAUACGCUACGGCAAGUGGCUGGGGUCGCUCUUCUACAUCCCGACGGCUUUUGGGGACCUCUUCUGGGCCACCGCCGUCCUCACCGCUCUUGGCUCGACCAUCAGCGUCAUACUGGACAUCGACAGGACCAUCGCGGUCAUCGUGUCAGCCUUCAUCACCAUCAUCUACACGCUCCUGGGCGGUCUCUACUCUGUCGCCUACACAGACAUCAUCCAGCUUCUCUUCAUGGUCGUGGGCCUGGUGGUGUGCGUGCCCUUUGCCAUGAUGAACCCGGCGGUGAAGAACAUUGGCACCACGCUGACUGAAACCGUCUACCAGGAGCCCUGGCGGGGCCGCCUGGAGACCGGCGACAUCACGCGCUGGAUCGACAACAUGCUCUACAUGACGCUGGGCAACAUCCCGUGGCAGGGCUACUUCCAGAGGGUGCUCGCCGCAGAGUCGGGCACGCACGCCCAGGUCAUCUCCUUCUUGUCGGCGCUCAACACCCUCUUGCUCGCCAUCCCCUCCGUCCUCAUCGGCGCCGUGGCAGUGAGCACCGACUGGAACAUGACGACCUACGGCCUCCCCUCGCCGCACGAGAGGGGCGAGGACGGCAUGAUCUUGCCCAUCGUGCUGCAGCACAUUUGCCCAAACUACAUCGCCAUCAUGGGCAUCGGGGUGCUGGCCGCCGCGGUGAUGUCGUCCGCGGACUCGGCGCUCCUGUCGGCUGGCUCGCUGUUCACGCGCAACGUCUACACGCAGAUCAUCCGCCCCCAGGCUUCGGACCAGGAGUCCAUGUGGGUGCUGAGAUCAACGGUGCUCAUCACCGGAUCCGUGGCCACGGUCCUGGCCCUGCAGACGCAGUCGACCUACAGCCUCUGGCUGUGGUGCGGAGAGCUCACCUACAUCGUCCUCUUCCCGCAGCUGUGCUGCGUGCUCUUCCUCAGCGCGUCCAACGGCUACGGGCUCAUCGUCGCGUUCUUCUCGGGCCUCCUCUUCAGGCUGACCGGCGGCGAGCCGCUGCUCAGCUUGCCGGCGCUCGUCCGCUACCCCGGCUACCACGAGGUGGACGGCCUGGUCCACCAGGCCCUUCCCAUGAAGACCAUUGCCAUGCUGAUCUCGCUGACGGUGAACAUCGCCGCGUCCUUCUUGACGAGGCACCUGUUCGUGUCCGGGACGCUGCCCGGGCGUUGGGAUUUUUUGAAAGAGUUCACCGGCCCCCCGGCGCAGCCGCGGCCCACCGAGGUUCUCGUGUCCGGCGAUGACAAAGAGCAGUUGGAAAUGACGCUGGUGGCCGAUGAGAAAGUGCAGCUCGGCGGUGAAGCGGAUAUCAGGCAGACGUGCGCGGGAUGACGGUGCUUGGGAAAGCGGCAAGGAAUUCUGUAAAUAAUGUGACGUGCACAAUGACCAAAUUUUUACACGUAUUUAUACUGAUCUUUCCUGGGCACCUUACUUUGCGUGGUGUCUGUGUGCUGGUGAGACGUGGUGCCACGCUGGGGCGCAGUGAAUUUUACCCAGUAGCAAUAAUUCACAUUUCAAGAUUCUACAUUUCUCUCUCUCGUGACAAGGGCUGCACUCUAUUCAAGUAAUCAUUUGAGCAAAACUGGGGCACCCCACACUCAGACGUAGCCGAUCAGAAUAACUCUGUGCCAUAACCGUUGGGCCAAGAGCCAAUGGGCAGACAUCCCAAAUGACCGUGCUCGGCAUGGAUGGGGCGAGACGUGUUGAAGUAGUUCGUUUUCCACGGGUGAUUAAAGUGGUAUGGUUAUUGUCUUCA